AUGUUCAAACUUUUUGUGUUUGUUGCCCUUAUUGCCUGCGCUCUAGCAGAGCAUCAUGCUUCUUCUUACGCAUCAUUCAAUAACCAUGUUGAGCAUAGUUAUCAUCACGGUGAUCAUCAUGAUCAUCAUGAGCCCCACCAUCAUCCAAAAUAUGAAUAUAAAUAUGGCGUCGAGGACCACCACACCCAUGACAUGAAGUCGGCUGAAGAAGAACGCGACGGAGAUGUCGUCAAGGGAUGGUACAAACUGGAACAGCCCGAUGGCAGGACUCGUAUUGUUCAUUACACCGCUGAUAAACACAACGGCUUCAACGCUGAUGUCAAAUAUUCCGGACAUGCUGAACAUCCUCAUCAUUAUUAG
Messenger RNA from Dalotia coriaria, 360 nucleotides. RefSeq names its product adult-specific cuticular protein ACP-20-like. Gene Ontology annotation, cellular component: extracellular matrix. The coding region runs from base 1 to 360 and encodes 119 amino acids. The record is from RefSeq and is a predicted model, not a curated record. The transcript is spliced from 2 exons. Lineage: Eukaryota; Metazoa; Arthropoda; Insecta; Coleoptera; Staphylinidae.